This is a messenger RNA of Acaulospora morrowiae, 1178 nucleotides long. The record is from the annotation of a GenBank genome assembly. NCBI's taxonomy places the organism in Eukaryota, Fungi, Glomeromycota, Glomeromycetes, Diversisporales, Acaulosporaceae.
CUUUGGAAUUUGUUCCCAAUUCUGUGAAACUUUGGAAGGCUGCUGUUAAUAUGGAAGAAAAUCCAUCAGAUGCACGCAUUUUGUUGGCACGAGCUACAGAACUAGUCCCUUUAUCUGUUGACUUAUGGCUAGCUUUAGCAAGACUCGAAAGUUAUGAUAAUGCAAAAAAAGUUCUGAACCGUGCGCGUACUCACAUACCUACAUCUCACGAAAUUUGGAUAGCAGCUGCACGACUUGAAGAACAGCAAGGCAAUGAAAAGAUGACAGAUAAAAUUAUAUCUCGUGCUGUUACUGUACUUUCUGAGAAAGGGAGUGUAUUGGGUCGAGAUCAAUGGCUUCAAGAAGCUGAAAAAUGCGAAAAAGAAGGUAGCGUCGGUACUUGUCAGGCAAUAGUUAAGAAUACUAUUGGUAUGGGGGUAGAAGAACAAGAUAAAAAAUCAAUAUGGAUGGAGGAUGCAGAAAGUUGUAUCUCACAUGGAUCGAUCGAAACGGCCAGGGCAAUAUAUGCCCAAGCUCUAAAAACUUUCCCUGGAAAAAAGUCGAUUUGGAGGAGAGCAGCAUUUUUAGAAAAGUCGCAUGGUACAAGAGCUUCCCUGGAAGAGUUACUUCAACGUGCUGUUAGAUUUUGCCCUCAGGCUGAAGUCUUAUGGCUUAUGGGUGCAAAAGAAAAAUGGCUGGCGGGUGACGUUGACGGCGCCCGUUUCAUUUUAACAGAAGCUUUUAAAGCAAAUUCAAAUAGUGAACAAAUUUGGCUGGCUGCAGUAAAACUUGAAGCAGAAAACGGAGAAUAUGAACGUGCGAGAAUGUUACUACAAAAAGCUAGAGAACAAGCAGGCACAGAAAAAAUAUGGAUGAAAUCUAUUGUUUUAGAGCGACAACUUUGUAAAAUUACCGAGGCAUUGGCAAUGUUAGAUGAAGCAUUGAACAAAUAUGAAACAUUUGAUAAGCUAUGGAUGAUCAAAGGUCAAAUUGAAGACGAGAAAGGAGAUUUGCCUGUAGCACGAGAAACAUAUAGCAAAGCUGUCAAGCUUUGUCCAAAAUCCGUUCCUUUGUGGAUACUCGCUUCUCGCCUAGAAGAAAAGGCAGGCCUUUUAAUAAAAGCUAGAGCUACGCUUGAAAGGGGCCGUCUUUUAAACCCCCAGAAUCCAGAUUUAUGGUGCAUGUUUGGGAUUAGUUGA